ACGUGUACAAAUAAAACGGUGUGUUUCGUGUACACCAGUUCUUCCUCUCUUCCCUUUGUCACAGAGAGCAAACAGGGUAAUAAUCUACUUCUCACAUCUUGGAAUCUCCAUUCCAAGAUAUAAUGACCUAUCAAAGCUUGAAGUAAUUACUCAGAUACAUCAUAUUGAAGUGCUAAAUCUUCUCCAAGAACUCAGCCUUAUUAUUCAUCUGCAUCUCCUUAUUACAAAACCCAAGACUGAUUUUUCACAUAAUAGCUGCUACUCUCACCGAAGCUUCUCUCUCUCUCUGAGAUCAAGCUUUAUUAUCUCCUUCCCAAAGCUUUCGUUAAUUCUCUCUGUAUCUGUCUGAAGAUUGUCUCUUUUCUCUUCGGUGAGACCGUGGAUCACCUUCUCUACGAACACAAGAGUUGGGAUAAAAGUCGGAUACGAAAUUUUCUUGGGCGCAGAUUCGACUGGACUUCUUGAGACUGUAGAUGUUUUUCUUCUUUUCUUCUUGGGUGCAGAUUCCGCUGGGUUUCUUGAGAGACUGAUAUUAUUUUUUUAUUUUUUAUAUAUCGGCCACAUCAGCCGAUUACGCCAAAGGUACCCAACCCCGGGUACCUGUAGCAGUUUUGUUGGCAAAAACUCCGGUGGGUCGAGGAUUUAUGCAAUCUGGUCCUCCGAGUUCUUAACUCUACUCAACUCCAACAUCUGAAGUUCUCCACGACCUUUUUCUCCCCCUCUUUUCAAAGAAAUUCCCUCCCGAUCGACUCAAUUCGGACGAAGCCCAGAAAGAACUGAAGUUCACCCAGUAUAAUCUCAAAGAACUUUCAGUAAGAGAUGAAUGGGAAAAACCCAAUAAGUAAUAUCUGUAUUCCACCAGCACUGUUACAUAAAAGUGAUUCCAAGGACAUUAUUAUGGGCGAUUUUAUUGACAAGUUGGAAAUUGUGAGAUGGCAAAACAAGCCAAUACCGUUUUCCUUGAAGAAUGGCUGAGAAGCAUUAGUGGCGGUAGCAGCAACGUUGGCUCUUCAUAUUCCUCUCCCUCAUCGGCCCGAGCUAUUAUUCAAGCUUGGGCUGAGCUUAGAGAUUCCCUUCAACACCAAUCAUUUCGUCCCCAUCACCUCCAGUCUUUGAAAACCCUUCUCAACUCCCAAACGUCUCUUCAUGUCGCUGACCCGCAAGCUAAGAUUAUCCUUUCCAUCGUUUCCUCUGCAAACCUCUCUCUUCCGCCUGAAUCAUAUCCUUUCUUUCUAAGGCUUCUUUAUAUCUGGGUCAGGAAAUCCUUCAAACCCUCUCUGGCUAUGAUUGAUUCCACUGUGGGCAUCAUUUCUCAACUUUUCAAAGCUCAGUCUGAUUCUAUAAAGAGUCCACUCUUCUUCUCUGAAGGCGUUCUCCUUCUUGGUGCAUUAUCUUUGGUGCCUUCUGUGUCUGAAAGCUCUAAAAUAGUCUGCUUGGAUAUGAUCUGUAGGCUGUUGAGGGAGGAGUACCAGUUGAUUGGUUCAUCAGAAGAUCUUAUUUCUUAUAUCCUUGCGGGGAUGGGAUAUGCUCUAUCUUCUUCUGUGAAUGUUCAUUAUGUUAAGAUUUUAGAUUUUCUAUUGGGAAUUUGGGGGAGAGAAGGUGGGCUUCAUGGUAGUGUGUCUCAUGGGCUCAUGAUUCUGCAUUUGAUUGAAUGGGUGUUAUCUGGUUUGAUCAAUGUCUGUUCUUUUGAGAAAAUUAAUGUUUUUGCCCAUGAAGCUUUAGAGACUUCAAAGGCAAACUAUGUUCCGUUUGUUGUUGUCAUGGCUGCAGCUGGAGCGUUGAGGGCUCUCAAUAAAUCCACAAUGAGUGGUCUGGGACUAGAGACUGUUUCCGGACUAAGGAUUUCUGCAGAGAAUCGGAUAGAAUCUGUUGCAAGAAAUAUUAUUUCCAGAAGUGGUGUUACUAAUUUGGGUAAUGAUCUUACAAACAGUUUUCUACUGCAGUGUUUUUCAUUAGCACUUGCUCGAAGUGGCUUGGUUUCUUCAAAGGCCCCUCUGCUUAUAUGCCUUGCAUCUGCAUUGUUGACUGAAAUCUUUCCCUUAAGACGAUUAUAUACAAAAUUACUUGACUUCCCACAUGCCAACUCAGUAAGACUGAGGCAUGAUGAGGUAAAAAAACAUGUGGAUAGUGUUCCCUUUAAGGAAGCAGGUGUCAUAACUGGUGUUUUCUGCAAUCUGUAUACUUCAGUAGAUGUAGAGAGCAAAUGUGUGGUGGAGAAUCUUCUAUGGGAUUACUGUCAAGAUAUCUACUUGGGACAUAGGCGGGCAGCUUUGUUGCUUCAAGGUAGAGAGGAUGAGCUACUUCGGGAUAUGGAGAAAAUUGCUGAAUCUGCUUUCCUUAUGGUUGUAUUUUUUGCGUUGGCUGUAACAAAAUACAAAUUAAAUACAAAAUUCAGCCAGGAAACACACAAGGACAUACCGGUACGCAUAUUAGUUUCAUUUUCUUGUCUAGAGUACUUCCGCCGCAUUCGUUUACCAGAGUAUAUGGAUACAAUUCGAGGGGUUGUAGGGAGUGUUCAGGAGAAUGAAUCUGCUAUAGUCUCCUUUGUGGAAUCUAUGCCUUCUUACACGGAUUUGACAAAUGGACCAGAUUUAUGCUCCUCUCAAAAGAUGGAAUAUGUAUGGUACAAGGAUGGUGUGCAAACUGCUCGCAUAUUGUUUUACCUACGUGUCAUUCCAACUUGCAUCGAACGUGUGCCUAUUUUUGUACUUAGGAAGGUGGUAGCUCCAACUAUGUUUCUACAUAUGGGACAUCCAAAUGGAAAAGUAGCUAGAGCAUCACAUUCCAUGUUUUCAGCACUCAUAUCUUCAGGGAAGGAUUCUGAUCAGGAUGAAAGAGUAUCAUUAAAGGAGCAGCUUGCUUUCUAUUACAUGCAGAGAUCUUUAUCGGGAUAUCCCAGCAUCACUCCUUUUGAGGGUAUGGCUUCAGGUGUUGCAGCCUUGGUUCAUUAUCUUCCUGCUGGAAGUCCAGCCAUUUUUUAUUGCGUCCACAGUCUUGUGGAAAAAGCCAACACACUAUGCAGUGACAUCUUCUCUCAAGAGGUCAGUAUGGGGAAGAAUUGGCAUGGAGAGUCGGAGCCUUGCAAGAAAAUUCUAGACUUGCUUCUACGGCUUAUCUCCCUUGUUGAUAUACAGGUGCUACCGCACUUGAUGAAGUUGUUGGCACAGCUGGUCGUCCAGCUACCCAAAGAUGGUCAGAAUAUGGUUCUCAAUGAGCUAUAUUCACAGGUUGCAGAGUCUGACGAUGUCACACGCAAACCCAGCCUAGUUUCAUGGCUGCAGUCACUGUCUUACCUUUGUGCUCAAGCUGCAAGUGGAAGUGCCACCUACAAAGGGAUGGAAAGGGUAAAUAUGACAUCCGCAUGGAGUACAGACUCAUUAAGCCUGACUAAACUAAAUGCACGACUCUGAGGCAUUGACUUUGCACCUAAUUGGUUUCUUGUCCGCAGUCCUCUCUUACUCUAUGAUCUAGUUACUUGGGUCUCACCUCGAAGUCUGUCACAGUACCUAUUUCCUGCAGUAACUGGUACAACAUCAAUGACACUAGAAUUGGGAAUGCCAGGGCUACUCAAAACUCCUGGAAUCAUGACAGAAGUUCAACAAGAGGUCUAGAAAGUAGAAUCAGAUACAAGAUUAAUAGGCGAUUGCCCUUUGUCUUUCAGAACUGUAGCAAAUGCAGAUAAAUGCGGUCAUCUAGUCUCAAACAAUGCGCAUGGGAAAACCCCAACUCUCUGUCGGGGCUUGGAUUUUCUUUCGUUUGAGUUGGUACCAUUUAGCGCGGGCAAGUGAUUCUGGCCUGCUUUCCCAUUUGCCAUCUGAACACCACUUGACUCGCUUAAUGCCGGCUUUACUUUUCACUCCCCUGAUUGGAAGCCUGUAAUUGGAUGAAACAGGAGUCUUGAUCGGAACUUUAAAAAUGGGAGGAGAGGGGAGGGGGAACUUUGGAGUUUGGGGUCAAUUUGCAGCUGGCUCACCCCUAUUUGCCAUUCACGUCCAUUUAGUUCUUUGCGGGCUAAUGAUCAAACAAGCAGAAAAGUGCCUUUUCAAUGAAGUUGGUAUACUUGGUGACUAUCAGAUAUAAGUCUAUAUCCGUUUUUUAGUUCAAGGUUCUAUACCAUUUUGGCUCCUUGUAAUCAAUGAGUCUUCAAGUCUUCAAAUGUAUGACGACUUCCUGUUCAGAAAAUGAAGCUAUGAUGCAGCAUUGCAGUUGCCUUUCCCUGGAAUCAUAAAAGGCUCAUUUCUGGCUCCAUGAUAGAAAGCUCGCUUGAAUUCAAUGUCUUCGGGUAAAUGACAUGUGUACGAGUCCUCGUGAUAUUUUUUAGAUGCAUUUGACUGAAAUGUUAUUCUGGGUUCAACGAUAAACUGUAGAAACUGCUUUGGUUUUCUUAACCAUCUGAAAGAUAAUGGAUUAGGAUUCGGUUCUGCCA
Messenger RNA from Carya illinoinensis, 4426 nucleotides. RefSeq lists its product as uncharacterized. The transcript has 8 exons. Bases 933 to 3410 code for a protein of 825 amino acids. The record is from RefSeq and is a predicted model, not a curated record. NCBI's taxonomy places the organism in Eukaryota, Viridiplantae, Streptophyta, Magnoliopsida, Fagales, Juglandaceae.